AUGGUCUCCAGAUACGUGACCUCCUCGGAUGGCGCGCAAAUCUACACCGAAGCGUAUGGUGACCCAUCCAAGCCUGCUCUUAUCCUAGUUGCUGGCUACUCGCUGCACUCGAUCGUGUUUGAGAAGCAGCUCGAGUUGCAGAAGGACCUGUUUCUUGUCCUGUACGACUCGCGGGGUCAUGGCCGAAGCUCCAUGCCUGAGACUCCGGAAGAACACGAGUCUAAACUCUAUGCAGACGACUUCGCUGCAGUUUGCAAGGAAUACAAGCUCAAAAAGCCCGUCUUCGGAGGCUGGUCCCUCGGCGGUACCAUCGUCUCCGACAUCUGCCAUCACCUCGGCGCCGACGUUCUGGGCGGUGUCAUCCUCAUCGCCGCCGUCCCCUUCCUUGACCUCUUCCCAAAGGUCGCUUCCCCGCAACUCCUCGAGAAUGUCCCGCGUGUUUUGGAGAAAUCCGACGUGAAGACAUCACGCGAGGGGUCGCGCAUAUUCAGGCAGGCGCUCUUCUACGAUGUUGAGAAGGUGCCGUUCGCAACGAGCCUCGCGUGGAUGGGCAGCAUCCUGCUUAUGCCGCCCGAGACGGGUGAGCUGGUUAUCUAUCGGAAGCAGGACGGGACGAAGUUCUUGGAGGCGGGAAAGGCGGGAUUGAAGGUGAUGUACAUGUAUGGCAAGCAGGAUAUGCAUCACCCGAACGGGAUGGUGGUGGUCGAGGAGCUUCGACCGCAUUUCAAGGACAUCAAGGUCGUCGCGAUCGACAACGCCGGACAUUCUGUGUUCUACGAGCGUCCCGAAGAGACGAACAAGGCCUUGCUCGAGUUCGUGAAGGAGUGUCACGCGUGAUACACAAUAUCUGUGUACGGAACCUGUACAUAGCAGACACAUAAUCUCCUUAGCCAUACCAUUAAAUCCAACGCUCACCCCU
Molecule: messenger RNA, 919 nt
Organism: Schizophyllum commune H4-8
Lineage: Eukaryota; Fungi; Basidiomycota; Agaricomycetes; Agaricales; Schizophyllaceae
Product: alpha/beta-hydrolase
Exons: 7
Coding region: 1-837 (278 amino acids)
Source: RefSeq, a predicted model, not a curated record